This is a messenger RNA of Sporothrix schenckii 1099-18, 1941 nucleotides long. Its product is annotated as cytochrome p450 monooxygenase. Bases 1 to 1941 code for a protein of 646 amino acids. NCBI's taxonomy places the organism in Eukaryota, Fungi, Ascomycota, Sordariomycetes, Ophiostomatales, Ophiostomataceae. Gene Ontology annotation, molecular function: heme binding; monooxygenase activity; iron ion binding. The record is from RefSeq and is a predicted model, not a curated record. The transcript is spliced from 2 exons.
AUGGCGACAAAUACGUCCACCGGACAGCACCCGGUGGCCGCCGCUGCGUCUUUGAGCACGGCGUCCUGUUUUACCUCACUAGCUGGCGCAUCUUCGCCGUCCAACCUCGUUAGCACUGCAGUCUGUUUCGUGAGCUUCUUCGUCACCCAUGUUGUCGAGUCUCUCACCGCACUGGCUGCCCGCUUGACAGUCGCCCGUAUCAUUGCCGCUGUCGCGGCCUUUCUCGUGGCGGCCUUCCUGGCGGACUGCGCCCUCAAGCCGCGCUACCCGCGGUCUCUGCCCCGGGUCGGCUACGGCGACAGCGUCAUUGCGACGCUGCGCAACUGGUUCGGCUACAUUUUUUACUUCAACGACUGGGUCGACGAGGGCUACAACAAGUUCUCCAAACAGAACAAGGCAUUUCUUGUGCCGUCGGCGGCCUCGCGGCCGCAAGAAGUCGUAGUGCCCCGCAACCAGACGGCCUGGAUGCUCGACCUGCCAGACCACGUCCUGUCGGCCCAUGCCGCGCACGGCGAUGUGCUUUAUACGGAGCAUAAUUUCAUCUUUGACGCCCACGCGCAUGCCCGAGCCUAUGCGACCAAGCACGGCCUGCCACCCGUCCCGCCACGCGGCCCCGGCGACCACCACGACCACAAGCACUCGCCCGUUGACGAGGAUUUCCACACGCGCGUUGUCCACCGCAGCCUGGCUCGGCACCUGCCGGGUCUGCUUCCGGCUGUUGAGAACGAGGUGAUUGUGGCUGUCGAUGCGGCCUUUGGUGGCGGCGACGCCACUGCCGCUGCCGCUGCCGGUGACGGUGAUGGCGAAUGGCACACGAUCAAGCUUUGGGACGCCUGGCUGGCCAUGGUGCCACAGAUUACAAAUCUCCUCCUCGUGGGCCCGGACGCCUGCCGCAACCAGCCGCUGCUCGACACAUUUGUCAAAUUUGCCGACACGGUCGUCACGAACAGCUUCCUGCUCAACAUGUUCCCAAAACUGCUGCACCCGCUCGUGGGCCGCCUCGCCAGCAUCCCGAACCGUCGUCUUUGGCGCCGUGCCCACGGUUUCUUGGAACCGCUCAUCCUGGAGCGUAUCCGCGUCAUGACGUCCCCUGAGACGAACGAAGCCAGGGACACGGUCAACGAGGACUUUAUCACCUGGCACAUACGCAUGGCCCUGGCCGAGAACCGCAGAGCCGAGCUCGACCCUGUCGCCAUCUCGAAGCGCCUGCUGCCCAUUGAGUUUGCCGCCAUCCACACGACUGUGCUGACCGGGUUCUUUGUCAUUAUCGAUCUGCUGACGUCCGACCCGGCCUACAUCGAGGGCAUCCGCGAAGAGGUCCAGGCGGCGCGGGACACGUCACUCGACAACCAUUGGACCAAGCCGUCGCUCGCCCGUCUCUGGCGCACCGACAGCGCCAUCCGCGAAAGCAUGCGCGUUAGCAACUUUGCCACGUCACUGGUCAAACGCAAAGUCAUUGCACCGGGCGGGGUCACCAAUGCGGCCGAGGGAUGGCAUGUGCCGUACGGCGGCCUCCUGAUGCUGGACCUGGCCGGCACGCACCACGACCCGGACUUGUAUACGAACCCAGACCAGUACGAUGCAUUUCGCUAUGCACGGCAGCGCGAGGCGUAUGACGCUGCCACAGUCGCGGCGCCAGCAGGUGCCGGAGGCGAACAAGAGACCACGAAAACGCCCGAGCAGAUUGCGGCCGACGCGAUGCGUGGGCUCAAGCUGGGCAUGGUCACCACGAGCGACAGCCACCUGGCCUUUGGCCACGGCCGGCAUGCAUGCCCCGGCCGUUUCUUUGUGGCACACGAGCUCAAGAUGAUUCUGGCCCACCUUCUCACCAAUUUUGAAUUCAAACCCCUCGAGACGAAACCAAAGAACAUCUGGAUUGGACAGACGAUCAUCCCACCAGUGGAUGUCAAAGUAGAAGUCCGGAGGAGGAAGGCGACAUGA